CAAGUGGUUCAAAGUAUACACAGUACACUCUUCUAAGACACUGACCGAGCUCCUGGGAGGAAACUGGGGAAAAUGGCUAAGACUUUGUAUGUUGCGGUCAUAGUCUUAUGUCUGGGAUUUAUCCAUCAAAAGGCCGAUGGGGUUUUCAUGCAGAAGUUGUCAGAUAAGAAGCUCUGCGCCGAUGAUGAAUGCAUUUAUGCUAUAUCAUUUGGUAGAGCUGAAGAUGAUUACAAUGCCCCAGACUGCAGAUUUAUCAACAUUAAGAAAGGAGAGCUGGUCUACAUCUACACCAAGUUAGUGAAGGAAGAUGAUGAUGCGGGUGAAUUCUGGUCCGGAAGUGUUUAUAGUGACCAGUACAGGGAUCAGCAGGGACUUGUUGGUUAUUUUCCCAGCAGCCUUGUCACCGAGCUCAGUGUCUACAAGGAUGAACUUCAAGAAUUUCCCACCACAGCUGUUGAUUUUUACUGCGAUUAAAAGGAAGAGGUAGUGUGAGAAAACGAGUGACAUGUUUCUGGGGAAUUAUCUGCAAAUAUGUUCAAAGAUUCUAUUGCAUGCAUUUAGAGGAGAACUAACUACCAUUCCUUUACACUUGGAUUUAUAUUUUAUACUGUUAACAACUAUCAUAUGGAGAGUAGGGAUAUCCAUCAGGCUACUAUUGAUCAAGAUCCAAUAGGGUUAGUCAGCUUAGAAAAUAUUUAGUUCUAGUUAAAUCAAUCUUUAUGGAGGAGGAUCCAUCCCUGACCACUCUGAUACAUGGUAUAGGAAACAUGCACCAGAGAAAUACAAAGACUGAGUCCUCCUUCUGAAAAUGUUAGUUGCCUGGCUGCAGUACAUCCAGAGGUUCUGACCUGGGCCAGAUACAGUGGGUAUAGAAAAGAAUCACCCUCCUUUAAAAUAAUAACAUUUUGUUGCUUUGCAGCCUGAAAUUAUGACAGACACAGUGUUUGAAUGUUUGUUUUAUCCAGCUGUAUUUGCUAGCGCAACUUAUAACAUCCAAGUGAAAGAUAUAAUACCAAAACGAAUCACUGAUUUGGAAAAAGGAUCAUCCCCUUAUGUUAGUAUUUUGUUAAACCGCCUUUUGCUUUAAUUACAGCCUUUCGUCUGUUGGGAUAUGUCUCUACUAACUUUGCACAUCUAGACUUUGCAAUAUU
Molecule: messenger RNA, 1151 nt
Organism: Rana temporaria (common frog)
Lineage: Eukaryota; Metazoa; Chordata; Amphibia; Anura; Ranidae
Gene: OTOR
Product: otoraplin
Exons: 4
Coding region: 73-474 (133 amino acids)
Biological process (GO): cartilage condensation
Molecular function (GO): protein binding
Source: RefSeq, a predicted model, not a curated record